Molecule: messenger RNA, 6267 nt
Organism: Gryllus bimaculatus (two-spotted cricket)
Lineage: Eukaryota; Metazoa; Arthropoda; Insecta; Orthoptera; Gryllidae
Source: the annotation of a GenBank genome assembly
GCAGUUGGCAAUAUGUAUGGGAGACGCCAAACAGCGCCCUCUGGAGGAACUGGAAAUCGCUGCGCCAAUCGCCAACGCGUCUCUGCGUUGUUAGCUUGUUUUUAUUGGUGUGUUUGUGUGGUAUAAUUUGGGUAACCACGUAUUUUGUGGGUUUCCAUGAAAAGUCUUUUCGAUAUGUGCAACAGGGAAUACUAUUUCAACCCUGAAAUUGCUUUUGAGUCUGUAUCGUAUGAACUGCCAAUCGCGUGAUCGUCUGGUAUUUGCCAAUUUAUUGAGUGCGAUUGUUCGUGUGUUCGAGGACAUUUGUGUUUCAAGAGUGCGGACUUCGUUGGACUUGCAAAGGCCUUUGAGUGAAGAUGGAGGAACUGUCCCUCAAAUGGGAUGAGCAUCAUCCUGCAGUAAUUAGUGUUUUCGAAGAACUGCUGGCAAAGGGAACUUUGGUAGACUGUACAAUAGCAGCUGAUGGACAAUACAUGAAGGCACACAAAGUUGUGUUGGCUGCAUGUAGUCCUUACUUUGAGAUGCUGUUUUCUCAAGAAUCUGAGAAAAAUCCCAUUGUUGUCCUAAAGGAUAUGAAAUUCCAAGAAUUGAAGCAUUUGAUUGACUUUGUAUAUCGUGGACAAGUGAAAUUGCCAAAAGAUCAGCUAGAUGCAUUUGUUUCAGCAGCAGAAUCUCUUCAAAUCAAAGGUCUAUCAGGGCAACAGAAGAAAAAGAUCUCAGAAAGGUUUGCAAAUAAGACUGUAUCGAGUAGGGAAGUUUGUUCAUCACCUGUACCUCGAAAACGUAGAAGAAACAGUCAUACAGAAACAAAUGAGGACAGUCAGAGUGAGCCAGGAAACGAGAGCAGUAGUGACAGCAACAUGCGUGAAAAUUUCAUGCCCACUCCAAUGCCUUUGGGGAUGCCCUGUACGUCCACUGCAAGUAGUUCAACUGGGAUAUCUUCACACUCAGUUAGCUCACAGCAAAGUCGGAGUCUCACAGAUACAAGGUUCCCAUCACACGAUCAAUCUUCUGCAUCAUCAGAGCAGGUGCUUCCGGAUGUUCAGACAGUUGUUAAAACAGAACCUGAAGAUCCCACAGAACCAUUGGCACAGGUGUUUGUCCCUGAACCAAAGAAUGAAGAGUAUGUGGAUGAUAUGGCAAUGCUGGAGAGUGGUGCUGGGUCAUCAGAUAUGCAAGGUGGAACUAGUCAAGAGAAUACAAAUAAUUAUCCUGCAACAGGCGCAAUGGAGCGAAUCGAAGAAAUUCCUCAAAUUAUUAGAAUUGAUGCCGCUAAAGCUGUGGAAGAUUUACUCCCUAGUAAAUCGAAAGAAAGCUAUCUUAAGGAAUAUGAGACUUUUAAGGAGUGGAGAAAAGAGAAAAAAAUUACAGAUGUUUGCGAAGAUGUCAUGUUAGCGUAUUUUAAUGAGAAAUCAGAAAAAUACAAAUCGUCCUCCUUAUGGGCGCAAUACUCGAUGCUGAAAGCAACAAUGAAUAUCUAUGAAAAUGUAGACAUGAGUAGAUAUGUGCGACUGAUUGCCUUUCUGAAAGACAAGCACGUUGGAUACGAAGCCAAAAAAAGCAAAGUUCUAACAAGACAGCAAAUCGUGGAAUUUUUAAAUUCAGCCCCUGAUGACAUUUUCCUAAUGGAGAAAGUUGCUGUAGUUUUCGGAGUCUCGGGAGCUUGUAGAUGCGACGAGCUGUAUAGUAUAAAUGUUGAUUAUGUGCAGGAUAAAGGUAAUCUCCUGGUGGUGACAAUUCCACGCACUAAUACGAACAAACGGCGAGUUUUUACUAUAAUGGCAGAUGAUGAAAUGAACGGCGUGGAUUUGUAUAGGAAGUAUUUAGCUUUACGACCGAAGAAAGUUGAGCAUCCUAGUUUAUUUGUGUCCAUGCGAAGGGGAAAAUGUACGGUUCAGCGAGUGGGUAUUAACAGCUUUUAUAAGAUUGCCAAAACCGUUGCAACGUAUCUCAAGUUGGAGGAACCAGAAACAUACACAGGGCAUUCGCUGCGCCGCUCAUCGGCUACUCUCCUAGCAGAAAGCGGAACGGAAAUAAUUCCCCACAAACGGCAUGGUAGCUGGCGAACUGGUAACGCUGCUGAGGGAUAUGUUGAGGAUUCGUUUGAACACAGAUCAGCAUUUGCUAGGCAAUAUAUGGGUGGCGAUGUUCAGGCAGGUUAUGAUUCAUCUGGGGAUACUUUCUUGAUGAACCAAAUGGCAGACCAGAACACUUCCUCAGGCAGCGAUUUGCCAUCGGGUCUGCCUCCUGCCGGGGUUGCACGGGACCAGAGGGCGCCCGCCAGGCCGUACCAGCUGCGCUCAUCCACCGCGGCUGCCACCGCUGCAGCAGCCGCCGCCACCGCCACCGCCGCUCCUGCUGCAGCCUCGGCCACCGCCGGGCGCGUCUUGACAGACAGCCAAGUCGACCCCCUCGCCUCGCCCGCCGAUCAGCUGCAGACGCAACUGCCAGCCCAGGCGGCGCCCUACCGCCACCAUCACCACCGACUGCAACAAGUCCAAGGACCGUUGAGCUCCUGCCUGCCCAUGCACACGGUGCAAAACCACUUUCCGCGAGGGAAUGAGCAGCGCAUUCAGCACCAGGGGCCGGGCGCGGCCAAACUAAGGCCGCUGUUGCCGGCUCCGGCGUUCACGGAAGAGAUUCGCGGAGAGAUGCAGGCCCUGGAGCUGCCGUACAAGUGCCAGCACUGCGACAUGUCGUUCACGGAGAUGGGCCAGCUGCAGCUCCACCGGCGAGCGCACACGCGGGAGCGGCCGUUCCGAUGCGACUCGUGCGACUCGUCGUUCACACAGAAGCACUCGCUGGUGACGCACAAGCGCAUCCACUCGGUGGACUCGCGUUACCGCUGCAGCGCCUGCUCCAAGACCUUCGGCCGCAGCGGCGACCUGCUCAUUCACAGGCGGCUCGUCUGCAGGGCGGCCCUGGGACUGUCCAAGUGCAGCGCCUAGCGGGGACGAAACGCCUAGCGUUUCGCUGUCUCUUUAAGGAUAUGUAGUGCACAAAGAACAAGACUUUCAUGCGAUCUAUUCCGUUUACGAUGUCUGAUGGCAAUUUUGAAUUUAACGGCAUGAAAUACAGAAAUGGAAUUCAUUCAAUAUAGAUGCAAAGCAAAACCGAUGCUCUGGGGCUACCGUAUUUCAUUCAAGACAACUUCCUACUCAGUGCAGGACUGAAACUGAUGUGGACAUUUUAUUUCUAUGGAAGGUCAAAGUAGUUUCAUUUCACUAACUACCUAUUUAUAUUGUGUUGAUAACAGUUGGAAAUUUAAUGAAAUGAAAUUCAGAAAGAUCAAGACAUUCGUUCAAUGUAGAUGCAAAGCAAAUGCAAACUGUUCCUGUAGGGCUGUUGUGCUGCUUUCAAGAUCACGUCCUGUGGAUGACAACGGGCAGAACUGAAACUGACGUGGACAUUUUAUUUCUAUGGGAGAUCAAUGAAGUUUCAUUUCAGUAAUAAUCCAAUUCCUCUGCCUAUGUUGAUGACAGUUGGGAAUUCAAUGAAAUGCAAUACAGAAAGAAAAAAGACAAUCUAGAUACAAAACCAAAUCAACUGUUUUUAAAGAUGUCUAGACGUAAUUUGAUACUUCAUCAUUAUUAUUGGACUUCAACGUAUUUCCAUUAAGAAUUCACGAACGUCUCCCAGCCUCGGUGCUGAUCACUGCCCCUGACGUCUUGGAGCAUCUGUGUCAGCCUCUCUCCUUCGCAUUACUGAGGUCCGUAGACCCAUUUCUGUGUACCUAUGUACUUACGUUUGAUUAAUGCACUUUAGCAAAUGCUUUUAGAAGUUUCAUUAUAGAACUUAUUCAUUUUUUUAAACAGUGUAGCUUUGUUAGCAUUGUUUGUAAUAAAGGCCUUUGAUGUCAGUUGGAUGUUGUAGAAGCUAUGGUGCAUAAUGUAAUUAAAAUAUUGAUUGUAUGUUAUUUCACAUAGCCAUGUCGAAAAUGGUUCAUUUGGGUCUCCAACUUCGAGUAUCCGUUGAAUGGUUCAAAAAAGCACGGGCUGUCAGAAUCCCCGAAUGAGCCAAGGAAUACAAACUCUUGCUGCAAGACGAGGGCUCAAUGCUAAGGCCCGAAAUUCUACCAAUGUGUACUGAAAUGAUUAUAUAUUGUAGUAAAUUGGUUUUCUAUUUUCUGUAAAUACGGCCAUAAGCAUAAUACAAAUAACUGUUAAUAAUUUUACCACCUUGUACUUACUCUGUAUCCUCAAGAAGACUGCACGAAGUAGUAAUUUGACGGAAAAACGUUACCGUACUUGCCAUAUUGUGACACUCGUUAGUGUAAUGCAUAUAAACAAACGUUUUUGAUUUGGUGGGGAAGUUUGUCUAAUAAUUCCUGAAGUGUCAGAAUGUAUUUUUAAUAAUUAUUAGAUGUGUUAUUUGUUGGGUUUUGUAUAUAAUCCAAAGUACAUUUGUUGGUUAGUUUUUACAUAGUUUACACAUGUGUAAUGUUCGAUAAUAUCAAUUAAGCUAUAACUUAAUUAUAGCACGAUAUCGGUUAAGUUAAUACGGAGUUUUUGCGCGGCGAAGCGUUACAACAAUCAACAGUGCUAUCGGUCUUGUGCGCAUUCGCAGUUCGAAUUUGGCGUCAUUUUUGUACCUCUGUGCACACGCAGAAGGUAGAGAUUGCUGUCAAUUGCUCUACGCUAUGCCGUGAAAAAAGCCCCCCAAAACGGCAUAAAUCUUCCAAGGAACGCUUAAUUGAUACAUGUUUUUUUUUUUGUUUGGUUAGCGAACUCUGCCCAAAUCUUCUGUAAGCUUGAUUGUAGUACAGUGAUUUUAAUUUCACUCUUUGAUGCAAAGUGUUAUUUCGUCAUUGCUCUUGUAAGUACGAACAUAAAUGGAUAAAGUCAUUUUAUACUCAAAAUAAUUAUUUUUUCUUGAACCGCGCAUGUUAAUAAACAGUUACAUUUGUUACCCAUAAGUUCAGUUAAGGUAGGUACCGAUUCUGAGAAGUUCUUUGCUUCUUAGAGUGUACAUAAUUCAUUUUUUCGAAAAAAGAAAGCGUACAUAGAAGGCUUUGCAGGUACAACGAUUGUUUAAAGUCUGCUUCCACUGCCCAGGAAAAGUGCAGGGUCACUACGUGGGAAGUGGCAGUAGGUUUUCCCCUUCAUUGAUGGGCCGAGUUAUUUUCUGGAAGGAUAUUUCCACGGUGGUGAAUCCCUUUAUACAACCGUUGUGAAAGGUGCUUGCGUGUAAAUGAAUUAGCGAGUUCGCGGAGAUGGAAAAUUUCUCGUUUCAAUUAAUGAAUCCCACUCACGAGAAAGAAAAUUCCUCUGAAGCAAAGUCUUCUAUAGCUAGGAAACGUAAAAGCGGGUAUCUUCCAUGAGAAAUGAGAACGACUACACAGGAGUCCCAGACUAGGCGAUAAAAACACCUCUAUCGUAAUCUACGUCUACGGUCUUUUUGUUUUUGCACCUUAUAAAGAAACAUCGUUACGAAGAUACAAGCAAUUCUUUCUUGCUACCAUGCUCCGUUAUCGUUUUAACCGACUGUUCUUGUCCUGCUUAAGUGGCUCAUGGCAUCAAUUGCUGUCACUGCAGUGUCUGUGACAGCAAUUGAUGCCCUGAGCUCUGAGUCGUAGGUUUUCACUUCCAACGAUGGCAGAAUUUUCGAUACUAGCUACAUAGCUUGAUUGAGCUCAAUCUGUCUGGAGAAAAGUUUUUGCGACCGGCUGCUCUGAUCAGUAGUUUUCCAUUAUUUUUUUUUUUUUUCGAUCGACACAAGGCGAAUACCGGAUCACUACUUUAAAAAACGGGCAACACCGCGAUUUUUCUUUCCUCUUCCUUGUCUAUCUUCACCCCCUUACUUACACCCGCUUUCAUGCACUGUCCCGGUCCGGCAAUAUUUAUGCUAUGAAAUUUAUUUCUUGGACGAAAAUAAAUUGUUUUCUCCUUGGACCAUAAAAAUGCAAUGUUGGAGCUGUGUGAGGGUAGGUGUUUGAAGUGAAAACGCAACCCACCCUUUGCGCUAAUACGUACAAAAGUUAUUAUUAGGUAGAAUCCCUUGAAAUCAGAAUUACAGAAAUCAGAAUCAGGCUACUUCAUCACAAGCACCCUACGUUAUUUUGCCUUACACAAAUUGCAGAUUGUGUAUACAGACUAAUUUCAUAAGCAGAACCUGUAGAAAAUCCUACAUCUCAGAUGUUUAAAGCCAAAAGGGGUUUACCUCUGAGAGUGAUCAAAUGCUGAUGAAAAAAUGCUCUUUUGAAUUGCGUGUUUUAUGAACAGAAAACUCCUAUUCGUAACAAAAUUGUGUAUUAACAAUAUUUUUUUU